AUGUGUCAAACUAGAGGGGACAAACCAGGACUGUCAAAAAAAGCCCCAAGGCUACCGCUGGGGUCUUUGCAUAAUAUAGUGCUGAACCAAAAAGCGAACAAGCCACCAGCAAAUGGAAAACUAUCAAAGCAGCAGAGAUUAAUGGAGGAAAUAUACAAAUCAAGGGCAACAAAGCCGCUGGAAAAGCUAUAUCGUGACAGCAGAGCACAAGAGCAACAAUCACUUGAGAGCCAGCAAUUGGGGCAGCUGCAAAAUAAGCUUGAGGACCUUGAUAUUGGGGGAAAAAGUGAUUCUUUAUAG
Brettanomyces bruxellensis is the source of this 300-nucleotide messenger RNA. RefSeq lists its product as uncharacterized. The record is from RefSeq and is a predicted model, not a curated record. Bases 1 to 300 code for a protein of 99 amino acids. NCBI's taxonomy places the organism in Eukaryota, Fungi, Ascomycota, Pichiomycetes, Pichiales, Pichiaceae. The transcript has a single exon.